AUGGACGCAACCCAGACUUUGGAGUCAAGGGCAGCAUCGCAUGGAUCUGGAGAGGUACAGCCCAGUUCAACCAUUGCCCCUUUUUACACCGCGCUAAAUGGCGUCGACCAGCCUAUGAACCUAUUUUUUCGUGAUGUUCUCUGGUGGACAUUGGGCCUCGCCGGCCUUGCAGUGCUGGCCAUUCGCAUCAUGGAGAUUCUGUGGGCAAAGCUCCGACAAGUAUCAGCCAUGUCGACUCCGCGAGAGAAGCAAGGCUACUGGAAAACCUCGCAGUGGAGCUGGAUGCCUGGCCUCAAGAAGCACCUCACCUACGCGCCUCUGUGGAAUAAGCGACACAACCGCGAGUUCAAGCUCUCGUCCGCCGUCAACGUGGGCACCCUGCCGUCGCGCCUUCACAUGUUGGUCAUUUUGUGCUACCUCGGAAGCAAUGUUGCCUACAUGUUUGUGCUCAAAUGGUCAAUUGAGAACAAGUACUCCCUUUGUGCAGAGCUGCGAGGCCGCUCGGGCACCUUGGCUGUUGUCAACAUGGUGCCACUGAUUAUCUUCGCAGGUCGCAACAACCCCUUGAUACCGAUGCUCAAAAUCAGCUUUGACACAUACAACCUCUUGCACCGUUGGAUGGGCCGCAUUGUUGUUCUAGAGGCCGUCAUCCACACCAUCGCAUGGGCCAUUCCAGCAGUAGCCGAUAUAGGCUGGAAGGGCGUUUUCCAAGACGCGUUGGGCGCGCCGUUUAUAGCGUCUGGUUUCGUAGGUACGCUUGCCCUGGUUGUUUUGCUCAUCGCCUCCGUCUCGCCUCUUCGCCACGCCUUUUACGAAACGUUUCUCAACCUCCACAUCCUGCUCGCACUCGUCAUCUUCGCUUGUACCUGGAUUCACUGUGCAACCGCUUCUCUGCCCGGUGGCCUGCCGCAGCUGUCGUGGAUCAUGUGCAUCAUGGCCUUGUGGUUUGCGGAUCGGUUUGCUCGAUUUUUUCGACUUGUGUACGACAAUUGGUCAAACAAGGGCUUCACCGAUGCCUUUUGUGAAGCCAUGCCCGGUGAGGUGACCCGUGUCACGCUACAUCUUCCACGAUACAAGAACAUCGAGCCCGGCACCCACGCCUACCUGCGCUUUUCAGGCAUCAGAUGCUGGGAGAGCCAUCCGUUUUCUGUCGCCUGGGUCGACCAUUCCGCCGCGUACUCGCUGCCUAUUUCCGAAAAGGAGGAGCCUCUUUACGGGGGCAUGGACAAGAAACGCGCCACGACCUCUGUGUCAUUUGUCAUUGGAGCACAGACUGGGCUCACGCGACAGCUCUUCAACAAGGCCCAAAGGUCACCUGGGGGUAUCACAAUCAGAGCGGCCAUGGAAGGGCCCUAUGCCGGACAUCACAACCUCGACUCGUACGGACAUCUCUUGCUCUUUGCCGGCUCCACCGGCAUCACGCAUCAAAUGUCCUACCUCAGGCACCACCUAGAGGGCUACAACGCAGCAACGGUAGCUACCCGACGAGUGACCCUGGUGUGGAUCAUCCGAGAGUACGAAUCUCUGGAAUGGGUGCGUCCAUUCAUGGACCGUGUCCUGCGGAUACCGAACCGCAAGGAUAUCCUUCGCAUCCAGGUGUUUGUGACUCGUCCGCAGAACGCCCGCGACGUCAUGACCAGCAGCUCCACCGUCAAGAUGUUUCCCGGCCGACCAAACAUCCCGCUGCUGCUCUCAAAAGAGGUCCAAGAGCAAGUCGGAGCCAUGGCGGUGACGGUCUGCGGACCCGGCGCUCUCGCAGACGACGUGCGAGGUGCUGUGCGGGCGGUCCAGGGCGAGACCGUGGUCGACUUUAUCGAGGAAAGCUUUACAUGGUGA
Messenger RNA from Metarhizium album ARSEF 1941, 1836 nucleotides. Its product is annotated as ferric reductase. Gene Ontology annotation, molecular function: ferric-chelate reductase activity. The transcript has a single exon. Bases 1 to 1836 code for a protein of 611 amino acids. Gene Ontology annotation, biological process: iron ion transport; copper ion import; intracellular iron ion homeostasis. Lineage: Eukaryota; Fungi; Ascomycota; Sordariomycetes; Hypocreales; Clavicipitaceae. Gene Ontology annotation, cellular component: plasma membrane. The record is from RefSeq and is a predicted model, not a curated record.